AUGGCCCUGAGAGAGCUGAAAGUCUGCCUGCUGGGGGACACGGGUGUCGGAAAAUCUAGUAUCGUCUGGCGGUUUGUAGAAGACAGCUUUGAUCCGAAUAUCAAUCCAACAAUUGGGGCUUCUUUUAUGACCAAGACUGUACAGCAUCAGAACGAACUCCAUAAAUUUCUUAUAUGGGACACGGCUGGACAAGAGCGGUUCCGUGCCUUGGCUCCAAUGUAUUACAGAGGAUCGACGGCGGCCAUCAUUGUGUAUGACAUUACAAAGGAGGAAACAUUUUCAACGUUGAAGAACUGGGUGAAGGAGCUUCGUCAGCAUGGACCCCCCAACAUUGUGGUGGCAAUAGCUGGAAACAAAUGUGACCUAAAUGAUGUCAGGGAAGUGCUGGAAAAAGAUGCUAAAGAUUAUGCUGAUGCCAUCAAUGCUGUGUUUGUGGAGACAAGUGCCAAGAACGCCAUCAACAUUAAUGAGCUAUUCUUAGAAAUUAGCAAAAGAAUCCCAUCAGCCAAUGCCAGCGCCACAUCCGGAAAGGGAUUUAAGCUUCGAAGGCAAUCUUCAGAGGCAGAGCACCGAUGCUGCUGA
Staurois parvus is the source of this 582-nucleotide messenger RNA. The record is from the annotation of a GenBank genome assembly. NCBI's taxonomy places the organism in Eukaryota, Metazoa, Chordata, Amphibia, Anura, Ranidae.